Molecule: messenger RNA, 528 nt
Organism: Paramuricea clavata
Lineage: Eukaryota; Metazoa; Cnidaria; Anthozoa; Malacalcyonacea; Plexauridae
Source: the annotation of a GenBank genome assembly
AUGGCAACGGUACAAAACCCAACAGGUUAUGGGCCCAGGAGAGGCUUGAUUUUUGAUGGAGACGAGAACAAGUAUGAAUUAUGGGAGGUAAAGUUUUUGGGAUAUAUGCGACUCCAAAAACUUUACAAUAUAUUCAUUCCUAGCAGUAGCGAAAGAGAGCUAGAUGAGGCAAAGAACGCAGAUGCCUUUGCCGAAUUAGUGCAAUGUCUAGAUGACAGGAGCUUGACCCUGGUCAUACGAGAGGCGAAAGACAAUGGAAGAAAAGCCCUGACGGUUCUGAGAGAACAUUAUCAAGGCAAGGGAAAGCCCAGAAUAAUCUCGCUGUACACGGAAUUACCGUCGUUGAAGGCAGAAAAUGAGAUAAUUACGGACUACAUCAUACGGGCAGAAACUGCCGCGACCGCAUUGAAGGCUGCCGAGGAAGUAAUCAGUGAUGGACUUCUGAUUGCCAUGGUACUCAAGGGUCUACCAAACGCGUAUAAAUUAAAACAUUUUCUACGGUGGUUAUUCAACGAGAAAACCAGAUGA